AACCUUUCAACCCCUGGAAGGAAUUAUCUGGGCUCUGACCUUCUUCGAACUCUUGAAUAUUGGAGUUUCUGUAAGACACAUUAAAUAUUUCAUUAAAUUUUCAAGCGGAUAAUAAUAAUUUCAGUAUUUUCAAAAUUAAUUCACACGUGAACACCAAUGAAGAUUAAGAAAACCAAAACAUGUGUCGCACCAGUGUUACGUUUAUAAUUUUUCGUAUAUACAAUAUUUGCAUGCUUGCAAUUAAAACAUAAUUUGAAGAAAUAAUGUUUUGAUUAAAUCAAUUAUAUUUGAAUCCUUUUAUUACACUUAUAUUCAUUUGAUUUUGUGUAAAACGGAUUUACAUUUAAAAGCAGUGAUUUAUUUAUUUGUGUCUGCUUUGUCCCAAAACUGAUGACAGGAUGGUGAAGAAAUAAUCAAGUGUGGAGUCUAUGUAUAGUUUGUAUGACCGUGUCUGUGUAUGAUUGUGUCUAUGCAUAAUUAUAAUUUUAUAUGUCUAUGCAUGAUUUUAUCUGUGCCUGAUUGAGCAUGUGUAUGAUUGUGUCUGCGUAUGAUUGUGGAUAUUGUUUUUUUUAAAGCGUUACGCCAUGAAAUUUUAACACCAAGUUAAAGGAUCAAGAAAAUUUAAAUAAUCAUUAAGUUGAAAUUUACAGUAGUUCUGCUAAUGUAUUCUUUGUGUGCUUUAAUGAAACUGCAAGUCAAUGCCCAUUUGGUUAUUGUUUUGUCAUUUCGUCACUCCUGUCAAGGUGUGAGAAUCACUGCGCUUACGGUGACCUUUUUGAGAUCCAUAAGUCAGAGUCUAAAUGUUAUUGGUUGAAAAGGAACAUGUGACUGGUUGUAGGGGAACACAUGCCUGUUCAAAAAGGGAACACGUGACUGGUCGAAGGGAACAUUUGAGUGAGGAUGUAUUAAGUAACAAUCAGUUCACGUAUUACUACUUAGUAGCUAAGAGUUCUCAGUGAUCGUCAGUUCCCAGCAGCUCAUGUGUUGCCGAGUUUGUUUAGAUUGACCAUGUUCACUGGUUUAGAUUAGAGUUACCAUCGUGAAGUUAUGCAGGAGCGUCAACCGUCGUUUGUUUAACGUUUAAGUUCAGGAUUUCUCAUUGUCAGAGAUAUAACUUGGUGUUUCGAACACGAGGUAAAAGGGAGAUCUGUAUGCAAUGGUCAAGUUGCUGACGUUAUCUUGUGGGAGAAAGUGCUGUUUGAGAACUUAGACAAUGAAAGCCAGAACCGCCCAACUGCAGGUUGGAGUGAGCUCGUUAGUUGUAUUGAAGGGAUCUGUGCGGAUGGCAGAGAAGAGCCACAACAAGAACCUCGAUCACUCAAAAUAGAUGGUGUCUAAGCAAAUACAUUGACUGAAUGCUGUCAAAAUAGAUGGUGUCUAAGCAAAUGCAUUGACUGAAUGCUGUCAAAAUAGAUGGUGUCUAAGCAAAUACAUUGACUGAAUGCUGUUAAAAUUAGAUUGUGUAUAAGCAAAUACAUUGACUGAAUGCUUUCAAAAUUAGAUUGUGUCUAAGCAAACCCUUAGAAGAAAUGCUGUCAAAAUACAUGGUGUCUAAGGCAAUACUAAGGCUGAAUGCUAUCCUUCUUACAUAAAUAUAGAUUGCAUCCAAUUUUUUUUUCUGAUCAGCUCAUAUUCCGAAUUGCACGACCGAACUCUAAAUGUAAUAAAUUCAUUUUCGUCACUUGCUGAAAUGUUUUAUUUACAAAUUAAAUGCAUUUUUAGGCUGUUUCUAAUUUAAUCUGUAUAUUUAUUGUGCUACAUGCUUUUAAGGGAGACUUAGCUGGACUGCUUGUAUUUCGUAGAAGAAACUCUCUACGCUUGUACACAUCCACAACUUUUAUAGUCGCCUGGACAUUACGAUACCUGGCCUACUCCAGCCAGGAAAACGAGUAUCUGAUGAGCUGGGCCAGGAUGGCGUUUGGUUUGAACUACAUCGGCUUCUCCGUUCGUUUCCUCCACGGCUACUACGCCAAUAAAAAUUUGGGACCAAUGAUAGUCAUGUUCAAAAACAUUGUACGUAUUUUCAUCUUUAAAUAAUUUUAUAAAAAUUGUUCAGUGUCAUACCUGGUACCAGAAAUGAACUUUUUUUGGGGUAUGUGGUGGGGUGGGGGGGGGGUUUAUCUUAAAAAAAAAAUUUCAAAAACAUUGUACGUAUUUUCAUCUUUAAAUAAUUUUAUAAAAAUUGUUCAGUGUCAUACCUGGUACCAGAAAUGAACUUUUUUUGGGGUAUGUGGUGGGGUGGGGGGGGGGGGUUAUCCUACAAAAAAAAAGGAAAUCAUGUGAAACUGCACAAACAUAUCGGUUUUACUUGCACUUAAUCGAUCAGAAUAUAUGUUAUGCUAAAAUGUGGGUAUUAGGUAAUACAUAAUACACUUUUGAUAUUGAAUUCUAAAAUCUAUAGACAUUUUUUUAUUUCUUAUGUUCAAACUCUCUUUCUCUUCUGGUUAAUCUUCUUCUCUUUUUCUCUAUUUAUCUCUCAAACACAUACACACACACAGAAACAUACACACACACAGAAACACCCACACACACACACAUACACUGCAUCUAUUACGAUUUCUAUCUGUUACUGGAUAUCACUAUUUUGUCUCGUUCAUUCCACCCCCCCCCCCUUUUUUUUUCUCCCCUCUCUCUCUCUCUCUCUCCUAAACACUCUCUCUAUCUUUCUUCUGUUGUUUUCCUUGCCACGAUUAAAUGUGUUUAGCGCCGCUUGUAUUUUCAAUUUACUUCAACAUACGUAAUGCCUAGUUCAUAGGUCACCAGGGCUGUUCAUAUGUCACCAGGGCUGUUCAUAGGUCACCAGGGCUGUUCAUAGGUCAUCAGGGCUGUUCAUAGGUCACCAGGGCUGGUCAUAAGGUCACCAGGGCUCAGGGCACUUCUAAUUGAAACAAAUUAUUAUUAUUUUUCCCCAGGGAUAUUUUCUGCUUCAGUUUUACGGUGUCAUCCUGAUAUUCUUCAUCUCCUACGGCGUGGCCUCCCAAUCAGUCUACUUCCACGGGUCCAGGUAUGAUCCGUUGUUGAUAUUUUACCAGUCCUUCUGGACCAUGUUGGGACAGUACCCUCUCCUGGACGAGAUUGGAUUUAAAGGUAGGCUUUAAUUAUUUUUUUUAAUGAAACCGUUAAUCAGGUUUUAGUGUAUUAUAAGGUUGUUUCCGAGGAUAUCAUUAGCGACAAGAAUAAUGUAUUAUUUUGCCCUUACUAUUGAUCAUGCAAAAAUGAGGUUUAUUUAGUCAGUAAAUUAUAUGUUUAGUACUGAGUUGGUGGCAAGCUUACAUGGUAAACACAGAGAAAUCAUGCUGUAAGACAAUUGUCACGGCUUCGAGAUAUAACGGAAUCUCAAAAGCUGAACUUAUUAUAAUUUUUUUUAAAAAUUUUAAUGCGACAAGAGUGAAACAAAUUUUACGUUUAAAAAAUACUUCAUAUUUAUUUUCCAUAUGUUUUUUUACAACUUUUAAACCAUGUUUUUGUUCCAAAUAAAGGUGCUGAAGAAAGUUAUGAGUGCACAAGUGAUGAUUGCCUUACAAGGGCCGAGAGAUAUUUCCUGGCCAUCAUCCUAGGAAUUUAUGCCGUCAUCAUAAACAUUUUGUUGUUUAAUCUUCUCAUUGCCAAGUUCAGGUAAGCCUCGAGUUAUUUGUGCUGUGUUGCUAUAAUUUAUUUUAAAUGAAAUCAGGUUAUAAACUAAGACAUUCUUUUUAUAGCCUUUACAUCAGCAAAUCGUUUUAUUACAUUUUCUAUAUUUAUAUUCGUUUCCAUAUCACUUUCUAUUAACAUAAUAGCCAAAGACCUCAUUCUGUCUUGAGACAUGGAUGAUCGUAAAUAUGUUCAUAUCAGCUUUAGUUUUUAUACAGCUUCUCUCGCCAGCGGUUACAGUAACAGGUCUCUUGCCAGCGGCUACAGUAACAAUUAUUGUAAGCAUUGUCCUUAAUGCACCCCACACAUGGGGCAUGAAAUCCUAAAACUUAUUAGUGUUUAUGAAUUGAGCGGCUUCUAUUGGAAGCUUCAUAUCAUAAGGAAAUAUUUCUUUGGCCUUAGCUUGUUCAGUCAACAGAUGACAUCCAUUUACAUCGCUAUUUUCUUGAUACAUUUACUUAUAUUCCAAAAAAAUAAAUAAAUUGAUAUGCUACGUAGAGCUUAUUUUUGUCUGCUAGAUUUCUAAGACAUUUAAAAAUCCCCAUGUGUUAUUGGAAAUUUGCAACUGUUCAAAUUUCUCUGAUAAAGAAUUUAGAGCUCUGUCCCGUAUUGCGUGAUUUUUAUUAUUUUUUUUCCGUUUCAUCAUCUUAUUCUUCUAUAUAUUUAGGGCACGCGAUAAAUUUAUUUAUCAUUCUGGCUCCUAUGUAUGUAGAGGGGAUUUGCAUUGUUUCAGUGCCUGGUAUUGAAAAGGAUACUUCACUGGUUGCAGGGUAGGCCUAUCAUGAACUGGGUCUGGAAGGCCUGAGGCCUUCGAUAGUGCAAUCAAAUUCAAACAUUCAUCUUCUCCUUCUUCAUCUAAUUCUAUUUUUUCAAAACAUUGGCUCACCAUCUAAUUCUACCUCUUAAAGUGCCAUUAGUUAAACAAAGGAAAUUCGAAAAAAUACAAACAUAUAUUUUUCUAUAAACAUUCCAUCGGCGUUUUAAUAUAUAUGUAUGUAAAGAAGAGUUAACUCUAAUGAUUCAACAAAGGGGGCUCAAUCAGUCAAAUAAACUCAAGGGACCCGUAAAGCGUAAAUUAUAAUUUUUUUAAAAUCUAAAAUAAAAAAAAAAAAGUAUAUCAUUAUAAAUAACAUAAAAGAAAAAAAAACAUGUAAAAAGAUAUUUUUUGCGUGUAAUUGGUCAUUUUAAUAAAAUAGACAUGCAAACAACAAACAGGAUUAUUUUACUCGUCAUUCAGCAAUCUCAAAAAAUUGUACGAUUUUUAUUUAUAUAUACAAUGUGAAUAAAUAACAAAAUUACAGCAAAGAGAGGUAAUCAAAAUUACUUACAGAUAUGAUUAUAUUACAAAAAUCACGAUUAUCAUCAUUUUAAGAUAAUAUAUUGUUUAUAAUUUAAUUAUUAAGCUAAACUUUGAAAAAAGAGGCAUCGCACCGAGUUUAUUGGCCCUAGGGAGAUGAAUAUGCACUAUUCUGUACAAUACAAAAUUCGAUUGCAAAUUCCGGUGAGCUGCAAAUUCGUAGUCACCUUCUCCUCAGCGACGGGUCUACAAAUACGUUUCACCACCACGUUAAAACGAUCAAGAGUCCCAAAAAGAGAACUACCGAUAGCAAAAUGUUGACAAAUCUACCACCGUCACCGAAUCAAAGUCGCUGUCACGAGAAACGGGCACCGUGACGAAGAAAGAAGAACUCGAGGUCCCCUAGAAAGCGGCUUGCUGUGACCCGAUACUACUUUUGCCACCACGUCCUGUGCACGGACGUUCGAUUUUAUGGUGCAUGGCAUACAAAAGCAUUUGACGUUAAAACUUAUUUUUCUCUUUCUAUGGCGCCCACAAGCAAUGCUUUUCUCAGUUUGGGAAGAUCUUUGGUGGCCCCCAAGCACAUGGCGCCCUGGCCAACUGCCCGAGUUGCCGGUACAAUGAGCUGGCACUGGUGGAGAGAUUUGUGGGUGGUUACGAUGGGAUUGGGUUGAUUGAUGGGUGUGUGGGGGGGGGCGAUUGGUGGCUGUGUCUGUGAGGCAAUUGUUGGCUGUGCGUGUGGGGUAAUUGGUGGUUGUGGGAGGGAUGUUGAGAGGUGAAUUUUGUAAAAAUUCAGACCUAAUAUGUCAAUAACUAUCCUCAAGUCUAUAUGGCUUCAGAAAAAAUACAAAAGCUUCUCAUAUGUCGGACUUACUGAAAAGUCUGACAAUGCUUCUAAUACAGCUGAAUUUCUGGAUAGUCUCCCAAUACAUAAAACAUAUCUGACUUUCUGGAUAGUCUUCCAUUACAUCGAUGAAAUAGAAAAACGAGGUAUGUGGAAGCUUGAAUAAGAAAACAAGACAAAAAGCAAGGACGUUUCGCCAUAGAGCCUUCUUCAGCUAACAGUAGAAAUGAAAAUAUAACAAAGAAUAGAGCACAGUAGACAACUGAAGAAGUAUCCAUUCGUGUCGCCAGAAGUGGUAAUAUAUCUGACUUUAUGGAGUGUCUCCCAGUACAUGAGUGUUACGUAAAGUGAGUAUGGCCUAUUUACUUAUGUUCUUACACCAGUGUGAUCUAAAUCUUGACACCUCUUGUGAGUGACCUCAUUUAAAUUUCCCAAACCACCCAAGCCAAUGAUUGUGUUCCCCAGUGCCAUCAUUAACAUCGACCAGAAGAAGUGGAGACAAACAUGGUACAUACAGAGUCUUGAGAUGACGAUCAUGUACAGCCGACGCAAGGUGUGGCCUCCCCUUAUUGUCUUGUUCCAACCCAUUUGGCUUAUCUGGGCCCUUCACAAGAGCAGGACGUGCUGUAGUAAGGACAAGAGUCCGUUCAGUGAGUGAUAGCUUUGAAACAAUAUUAUGAAUUUUAGGAGAAACACAACGAUCCCAUCUAAUAUCUCAGUCAAAAGGGUAAUCCAGUUAUUAAAAAAAAUAUUGAGAUAUGAUAACAUUAUAAUAUUGUAAGAAUAAUUUUUAAAAAGUAAAUAAAAUAAUUGAAUUAAUUAUGAUAAUUUAGUUUAAAGAUUGGAUUCGUAUAAGAAUACAACGAAGUUAAAAUGAAGUUCAAGUCAAUGCAGAUGAAGCUGAGAAUGAUGAACAGAGUUAUUGUUGCACAUCUGCCUUAUGGCCACCAUCGGUUAAAUAAAAUAACGGCCAUUAACCUUUACAUUAAAACAUUAACAAACAUAUCAGGUUAAAAUUACCUUUUUGAAAGAAACAGCUACCCAAGACAAGCAGUGACGACUUAAAUUUAUUUUCAGAGCGUAGGGCUUAGAGCAUUGUCUUCUCCAACAAAAUAUUUUUCUAGAGUUUUGUGUGCCUGUGUUUAGCAUCAACGCUUAUAAUCAUAGUGAUUAAUGAAACAGUUUUUAAGAAUCUUAAAGAUAUGUCUUUUUGAAAUCAUAAAUGUAAUUAAUUUAUACUUUUUUUAAUAGAUUCUUAAAGGCGUGUCUUUUUUUAAUAAUACAUUUAAUUAACUUAUAAUCUUUAUUGUUUCUUAUUGAAACGUCUUUUUAAAAUAAAUCAUCUAUUUAAUUAAUUUAUACUUUUAUAUAGAUUAUUUUUGAAAUGUCUUUUUGAAAUCAUACAUUUACUGAAUGUUUACUUUUGGUAGAUUCUUAAUGAAAUGUUUUUUUUUUUUAAAUAAGCUAAUAUAUAGAAGUUAGUCAUUUUAUUGUAUUAAUACGUUUUUUGAAACAAAACUCUACAGUUGUCAAAAACUCAGAUUCAAUGUUCGAAAGUGAUGUCAUGAAUAUGUACAUCGACCAGGUUGAGCGGUCAGAAGAGUAAGAUCCAAAGUUUGUUUGAGAAAAAUAAUUUAUCGUGAAAUUAUUUGUUUUGGAGAUAAAUGUGUGUAUGAAGUAAGAAUGUGACAAGGGUGAAAACAAUGGAAAGUUCAUAAAUGGAAAGUUCAUAAUGGAAAGUUAAGAAUGGAAAGUUCAGAAUGGAAAAUUCAGAAUGGAGAGUUCAGAAUGGAAAGUUCAUAAUGGAAAGUUCAGAAUGGAAAAUUGAGAAUGGAGAGUUCCGAAUGGAAAGUUCAGAAUGGAAAGUUUAUAUUUUUUUAAAUUUGUUCUAUGAAAGAAGUUAAGAAUACUUCACUUGACAUUGACGUCAAUAUUCAAUGAUUAAAAAACAAAUACGAUAGAUUGAUAGUGUAUAAACAUUGCAUUAAUAUUUUUAGAGUCUUCUAGGCGCGAUUAUAAUUGCUAUUAUUAUCAGGAAAUAAUAAAAAUAAAUCAAAGCAGCCAGAAUAAUAUGUUCGACUUUUCUAUUAUUUUAGUAUGAUUGUGUGUUUCCUUUCAGAGUUAUGGAAAAAAAUCCUUUAUCAAAAUGGUUUGCUGACGAUAUGGGUAAGAAAAUGUUUGAUAAUAUUCCAGAGAUAUUGUCAAGACAAAAAAUACUGAUAUUUUCAGACGCUUUCCGUGUAAACUGACCUUUGAUAUGUAAAAAUAAUAAUGGAAAAAAAAAGUAUACAUUUUAUGUCUAACAGAACCUUAAAGAAGAUAGCAAGUCGAUACUGUUUUUGACGUAGUAGUUAUCCAUAUUUAAUGAUUAUCUGUAAAAUCAAAACGCAUCUUUCAGUAUGCUUGUGACAUAUCACGGAGAAAUAAGUUAAAAAGUGCUAAAUUCAAAACUAACAAUGAUGAAAUGAAUUCUGUUCAGUACUUUAAUGAAAUGUUCUGUUAGUUUGGACGCGUUGUACUCAAGGAAUCAAUAUUGUUGACUAUGUUCAAACCCUACAGAAACCGAGGCGUUAAUGGAGAACGUGGAGAUGAGAUUACACGAUGCAAUCUCAAAAAGCCAGAGCCCUCAGCCAGAGAUUAAAAAGGUUGAUGAGCAGCCAAACCCUCUGGAAGAUAACGAUUCUACUGGUCAGUAUGCGCUGUCAUUCAUUAAAAACGUCAAAGCUCAAAUUGACAUGGUUUUGAAAUGUUAAAAUGAAAGCACCCCCCCUCCCCACGCCCCCUACUCAAAUGUCAAGAACAAAGACCCCCCAACUCGAUCCACUCUAGAAAUAGAUGAUAAAUUAUAAAAAAAAAAUGUCUCUUGUUAAAUUCAGGCUUUCUAUUUUCUGAAAAUUAAUUUAUGCAAAGUUCAUGGGGUCAUAUCAAUCUAAAAUGUGACUGUAAGAAAUGAUUGUGUUUCACUAAGUCAUCUUUUAUGAAUAAAAUAUCAUGCAACUGUAAAUAAGUUAUUAAAACAUUAUUAAAAUAGAGUGUUGAUGAUUACAAAUACUCUUGUACACAUUGAUCAAAUGUGAGAUAAUGAAAGCUUCUACCUACCGUAUUACAUCACAUAAAUGUAUCUGAUUCUUGCUUUUUUUUGAGUUUAAAAAUUUACACAAUCUACAACAGAACAGAGCUACAACUGUGUAAGUCGUACAAUGUGAUGGAUUAAAAAAAACUAUGUCAGUCGGGCCAAUUGAUGGAUUCAAAAACUGUGUCAGUCAGACAAAGUGAUGGAUCAACGAAUUUUGUCAGUCUGACAAAAUGAUAGACCAACGAACUGUGUCAGUCAGAAAAAGUGAUAGUUGUCAGUCGCGCAAAGGGAUCCAUCAACGAACUGUGUCGGUCAGACAAAGUAAUGGAUCAACGAACUGUGUCAGUCGGGCAACGUGAUGGAUCAACAUGCUAGACCUAAUCAGAUCAUUAAAAGAAGUCAGUACGAACCAACGGUAGCCUAGUGGGUUGAAUGCAAACGUCUUCCUGCUCUGCCCGGGAUGUUAUCCGGUUAUGGGCUAAAAUCACAAGGGAGUUUUCUUUCCUUUGGGAGUAGUUCAACCAGUGGCGUAUCUAGGGUUGGUGUCACCCGCAGUGGUCCGCACCCCCACCGCCCCCCCCCCCUUAGCUAAGCCGCUGAAUUCAAACACGAAGUUGAAAGGCAGCAUGCUACUUAUCGGGGCGGGGAGGGGGGUUAAUUCGUCUUUUGAAACAAAACUGAUUUAGUUCCGAACCAGCUAAACAACAUCAGCCGGAAUAAGUUAGGACAGCCUAGACAAUGAUUAUAAACUUGUUACAUAGGGCAGCCAAGACAAUGAUUAUAAACUUGUUACAUAGGACAGCCAAGACAAUGAUUAUAAACUUGUUACAUAGGACAGCCAAGACAAUGAUUAUAAACUUUUUACAUAGGACAGCCAAGACAAUGAUCAUAAACUUUUUAGCGAAGGACAGCCAAGACAAUGAUUAUAAACUUUUUACAUAGGACAGCCAAGACAAUGAUUAUAAACUUGUUACAUAGGACAGCCAAGACAAUGAUUAUAAACUUUUUACAUAGGAAAGCCAAGACAUGAUUAUAAACUUUUUAGCAAAGGACAGCCAAGACAAUGAUUAUAAAAUUGUUACAUAGGACAGACAAGACAUGAUUAUAACUUUUUAGCAAAGGACAGCCAAGACAAUGAUUAUAAACUUGUUACAUAGGACAGCCAAGACAAUGAUUAUAAACUUGUUACAUAGGACAGCCAAGACAAUGAUUAUAAACUUUUUACAUAGGACAGCCAAGACAUGAUUAUAAACUUUUUAGCAAAGGACAGCCAAGACAAUGAUUAUAAACUUUUUACAUAGGACAGCCAAGACAAUGAUUAUAAACUUGUUACAUAAGACAGCCAAGACACUCAUAAUAAACAAGUGACAGUUUAGAUCAAAUGAAAUAAUUAAAUGGUCACCAAACACGAAGUUAAUGGAGAUAAAUCAAGACAUAUUUAAUUUAUAAGUUAAUAACAUUUUUUUUCAAAAUAAUUCUCUGUUUAAAAAUUGCGCUUAUAAAUUAUUUUUAAACAGAGACUUAUUUUGAAAAAAAAUGUUAUUAACUGCUUAACUGGACAAAAAAUAAUAGUCAUUUAUGCUGGAUACUUAAAAUGAAAAUUGUAUUUCCUUGUGAUCUGAUUUUUUCCCUCAGUUCAAGAAGAAAACGAGUCAAAAGCUGAAGAGAAUGAGAACGUAUCUACUGAUCUAAAAGAGGAUGUCCAUAAUGAAAUAAUGGAUCUAAAAGAGGAUGUCCAUAAUGAAAUAAUGGAUCUAAAGGAACACACCCAGAAUGUUGUCCAUGAAAACUUAGAUAAACUGAGCCAUAAAAUACAAGAUGCUUCAGUCGAAAACUACAAUUUCCUAAUGGAACAACUCAAUCUGUCAACUUCAACAAUUUUAGAAAGUUUGAGUAAAAACCAACCAGCAGGAG
Molecule: messenger RNA, 10761 nt
Organism: Lymnaea stagnalis (great pond snail)
Lineage: Eukaryota; Metazoa; Mollusca; Gastropoda; Lymnaeidae
Source: the annotation of a GenBank genome assembly